Molecule: messenger RNA, 3913 nt
Organism: Xyrauchen texanus (razorback sucker)
Lineage: Eukaryota; Metazoa; Chordata; Actinopteri; Cypriniformes; Catostomidae
Product: la-related protein 4B-like
Exons: 13
Coding region: 1-1695 (564 amino acids)
Biological process (GO): positive regulation of translation
Cellular component (GO): cytoplasmic stress granule; cytosol
Molecular function (GO): mRNA 3'-UTR binding
Source: RefSeq, a predicted model, not a curated record
AUGCAGGGGGAGAAUCUCGCCAACGACAUGUACCUCAUUUCGCAAAUGGACAGUGAUCAAUAUGUGCCAAUACUGACUUUGGCGAACCUCAAUCAAAUCAAGAAACUCACCACGGAUGUGGACCUCAUUGCAGACAUACUAAAAACACUGCCUCUUGUCCAAGUGGACAAAUGUGGAGAGAAAGUGCGGCCCAAUCAGAACCGCUGUAUUGUGAUUCUCAGAGAGGUUCCUGAGGCAACUCCUCUGGAGGAAGUUGAAGCACUUUUUAAGAGUGAUAACUUGCCCAAAUUCAUCAAUUGUGAGUUUGCAUACAACGACAACUGGUUCAUCACUUUUGAAUCUGAGGCUGAUGCUCAGAUGGUGUAUCAGUAUCUCAGAGAAGAGGUGAAAACCUUUCAAGGAAAGACAAUUAAGGCUAGAAUAAAGGCCAAGGCCAUUGCUGUCAAUACCUUUGUGCCAAAGAAUGGGUUUCGGCCUGUGGAUGUGUCCUCAAACGUCCAACAGCGCUACACCCCUUACUACAUUCCACCGGUGUAUGGAGCACAGCAACAGUUCCCACUGUACCGGCUAGUUACCCCUCAGGGCUGGUCAGCUACCCAGAGCUACCUGGACCCCACACUGGUUACUCCAUUUCCCAGCCCUGCGUUCAUUAACGGUUUCGCUGGUUCUCCAACAUUUAAAUCGGCCAAUUCUCCUUUAACUGUCAGACAGUAUGCACCUCGAAACAGGAACCACAACAAAACACACAUUCAACUCAUGGCAGAACGUGGAACCACUCUGCAGGAGAACCCUGCUGCUUUCUCUACCUUCCCUUCAGAUAGAGUCCCCAAUGGGACACGCCCUCCACAAGUUCAUCACUUGGGUAACCGACCUCGAUUACCAAGCGGUCCGGCCUAUCCUCGCCGGGACCAGGUGGGAAGUGGACGAAUGGAGGUAAACGGAGCAGAUUACUCUCUGAACAUGGGGCGUGGAAGGAGAGGUGGCUAUGGGUACAGAAAAAGGAGGGAUGAAAACAAGUUUCCAAGAGCCUGCACACAGUCGCCCCCACCUGCUCAGGAGCGCACUCCAUCUCCCAGCUUUGAGCUGGGACUCUCAAGCUUCCCUCCUCUGCCUGGAGCCGCAGGAAAUCUAAAGCCUGAAGUAAAAACUGAAAACAGUCUUGACAACCGACUGUCUGACAUCGUCACUGGAGCAGUUAAAGACAAGCCUCUAAAUAAGGAUGUGGUCACCACACGUGUGAUCUCAGGGACCCCCAAAGAAUCCAUGCAGGCUGUUCCUGCCCCUGCUGCUGCUCAGAUCCCGGUGGACCAGCAAAACUCACAUUCUCCAGCCCUUUCAAGUCUGACACCUGUAGAAAAACCUAAAGAGACACAAACACCUGGAGAGAAAUGCUCCGUUACACGUACUUCUAAAACCACACCACUGAGCAAUCCAGUGACGGAGCCCCGGAAGCCAAGCUACGCAGAGAUCUGUCAAAGGAUACGAGAGGCACCGACACAGCAGCCAUCAGCAGAUCCCCGACCUCCAAGCUCCACCGCUGAAGACAUCAAAACUCCUGAUUACGCAGAACGCAGAUGCAGAGAGACUGCACCUGCCAAAUCUGCGGUGACAUGUCCCAGAGAGACUAUAAAAUCUCAUCAGAAUGCUGGAGAUCGAGCGAUCGGAGGCACGACAGCUUCCAUCCUCCAAUCCUGAGAGCUCAGCUCUGCUUCCAUGACUGAACGGAAUGAGAGCUCUUUGCCAGGGCUGCUCAAAGUCCCUCUUAUCUCACAGUCAGAGUGCACACAUUGACAAGUUGACACUGGAAUCAGGGCCUACAAACAAAAGCACUUGUAAGCGUUUAAGGUUCUCUGAGUAUUUUUGUUGUCCUUUUAUUGUCGUUUUGUUUUCCUUUUACAAGAUCUUUGUUUUUCAAGGAAAAUGGGAGUGAACCAGCACCAGUUGGAGAUUAAGUAUAUUUAAGAAUGUUUUGUCAGAGCUCACGCUUUUUUGUUCAAACUGUUGUUUAAAAUUAAAUGAGUGCAGUUGGGAGGAAAUACUGUUUUUGUUGUUGUUUUUUGGAAAGUGCUGAUCCUGAAAUGAUUACCUUUUUUGUUCUUUACUUUUUUUUAAGUGAUAUGUAUAUAAGUUUUGCUAACCUUUAGUGUCUUGGUACUGACUUCACUGGGUGCGAUUCUGUACAUGCAUCUCUACAGGUCGCUCAACGGUCCCAGCCAUUACAACUGCAUGAGUGAGAGUUUUGUUCCGUUUUUAUGUUUGGAUGUUUCAGCACUGGAGUGAAUUUGAGCUCUGAAUAAUUUUUUUUACAUGCUAAUCCUCUAUCAAUUGUACCAAUGUGAUUAUUGUAGCAGGUGUAUGUAUACCUGUUUUUGCGUGCAUGCUUUUUAUGUUUUGAUUUUCUCUUUUGUUUUAAUAUUUUAAUGGCACACAUUAGUUUUCUGUAUAAUUUUUCUCAUUAUGUUUCCUACUUUCCAUUCAUUUGGGAAGAAUCCAAUCUGAUGCCUCAUUAAAGGGAUAGGUCACCCAAAAAUGUACAUUCUGACAUUUGUUUACUCUCAUGUUGUCCAAACUCGUAUGACUGAAACAAAAGGAGAUUUUAGGUGGAAUGUUCAGUCUCAGUCACUAUUCAUUGUAUGGAAAAUAUGCAAUUCGAAUGGUGACUGAGGCAGUCUGUAAUGUGCUUCCUAACAUUUAGGUUUGUGUUCCAUAGAAUUAAGUUUUCUGGUAUUUGUACAACAUUAGGGUAAUUAAUAGAAUUUUCAUUUUUUGGUGAAUCAUCUCUAAGUUCUGGAAGAUCUUCACACUGUAAAGUCCUUUGGUUGUGAGGGGAAGUGUGUUCAUGUGCCUAGUCUGCUGUGAUCUAAGUGAUAGGUGGCUAUUAUUUGCUUUAGCUUUGGUUGGUUGUUUGUUAUCCUGGUGUGGUGCCGUUUCGUCAAAUGGUUUAUUUGGUGCUUUUAUAUAUAUCAAUGGAGGGAAAGACAUCGACAUGCACCUACGUCUAUCCUAUGAUCUUCACUGAUUCACUUUCAUAUCACCACUGUUACAAGAGUGGGAUUGUGUACAUAAGUGACGUAUACAUAAAGAACAAAAAGAUCUGAGCCUUCAGCACACAUGGACCAGCGCUGUAUUUGUGGGGUUUCUCCUUUAUGCAGACUUUAUAUUUUGUGUACAUCUCACUCACUUGACAUGCCCCUCAUUCAUGCAUAUUCUGUUCAUUGAUCAUUAGUUCAAUUUCCCGUUAUAGUUUGAAAUUGUAUUGGAAGAGCGAGACAACCCGUUUCUUGUUUUGAUGUCUUCCUGCAUCGUAGAGAAUGUGCAGAAUGCUUUGAGAUGAUUGUCCUGCUGUUUGUCUGUUGUUUAUAUUCUCGUGUAUCUUCCCUGUGAGUAAUUUGUUCCUAGGUUAAUCAAAAAAACAAAAAAUCAUUUUUUGACCGUGAAUGCAAUUAAUUGUUUUUCCUUCAAUAAAUGAUGCAUACCAUGUUUCAAAGUAAUUAAGGUUUCAUUACAUAACCUUUGAAGAUGUUCAGAAAAACAAAGAACCAUCACAUAAAUUAACAGUGUUUGAAGACUUGAAUUUUAAUUAAACUUGAAAAAAUGUAUCUGCCUUAACUUUUAAGAUAACAGUUUGGAGUUUGUUUUAUUUUUUCUUUCAGUUCCUAAAGUGUGGAAAGAAGGAUGAUGUGGUAGAGGCGUCACAAAGUCUUCGUCACUACAUUUGUGUAGCACAAUACUUUUGGGAUUGAGAUUUUUAUUUUAUUUUUUCUGUGUAAAUGCUUGUAGUCUAAACUGUUGUACAUGUAUACACUUGUAUGUGUGUGCUUUCUCUGUACAGAUGUAAAUAAUUGGAAAAUGUUUAAAAGGUACCCUAAAAUUGGUUGAGAAAAAUGUAUGGAAAAAAAUAAAUAAAUGUUAA